GCAAAUAUGUAUUCGAUGGAAUUGGGACUAGUUCACGUUGUUUAUUGUAAUUAACGUUUCACAUAAUUCGUACCAGAACGGCACAUUUACUAGAAUAAUAGGAUUCCUACGAUGCCUUUUGAGGAUCCUUCUACCACGCCUGAAACAACAAACACAGAAGCAACGCUUAAAAUUCCUUUCGAAUCUGUAAGACAUGCUGAAAUAGCCUAUCGCGUGCUAAAGGUGGAUGAAGAGCCAAGAAGAAACUUCGUGAAAAAAGAGAUUGUUUUGAAAGAAGCAACUUUAGAAGUUCAUUUUGUCGCUAACCAGGUCAAAAAUUUAAGGACAGCCAUCACUUCGUUCUUUGAGAACCUUCUGCUGUGCAGGGAAACGAUAAAUAACUUCGACUUGGAAAAUGCCAGAACACUCACCGGCUCCAACACCGCAUAG
Molecule: messenger RNA, 429 nt
Organism: Musca domestica (house fly)
Lineage: Eukaryota; Metazoa; Arthropoda; Insecta; Diptera; Muscidae
Gene: Tcs6
Exons: 2
Coding region: 112-429 (105 amino acids)
Cellular component (GO): EKC/KEOPS complex
Source: RefSeq, a predicted model, not a curated record